This is a messenger RNA of Paramecium octaurelia, 4896 nucleotides long. The record is from the annotation of a GenBank genome assembly. NCBI's taxonomy places the organism in Eukaryota, Ciliophora, Oligohymenophorea, Peniculida, Parameciidae.
AUGAGAUCUAAAUUGUUCAAGUAAAUUAUUUAUAUUUUUAGUGCAAUAUAUUAAGUUUUAUAAUUUGAUAACUAAUCUAUAUAUGUUAGCAUGGCUCUAUCUUUUAUAUAAAUGUUUUAGUUAAUAUAUUUAGCCUUUGCAUUAAAAACCUCAUAUUUAUGGAAUAACACUUAGUUAACACAUACAAUUACAUAAUUUUUAAGGUAAAGUAAUAAAGUGAUCAAAUAGCUACUUUACAAUUUUAUUGCAUAUUGUUAAUACUGAUUUCUCAAUAUUUUUAGCCUUUUUGUAUUUCUUCUUCUCCAUUGUGCUCGUCACUAUAAUGUUGCUAUUUUUAGUUGGUAUAUUAGACAAAGAUGCCCCAAUAAUUUUGAUUAAAAUACUUGGCUAUCUAUUGAAAUUUUUAUUGACUAUAGGUUAUUUUCCGCUUAUGCAAAUAUUUUUUGGAGUAAGUCUUCUUCUUGAAUAUUAUAGUAUUUGGCUUGUCAUGAGAAAGAUGGUAUUUAAGUAAUGGUUUAUUUAAAUUCUUAAGUUUGUUGGACUUUCGAAUAUAGUAUUCACGCUAUUUUUGCAAUAUUGAGUUUAAUUUUAAGCUAGGGCUUAAUUAGCAUAGUUUCAUUAAUUUGUUAUUAAUCAAAAAAAACUUAAAUGAACGCUUUUUCUCAAAGGACGGGAAGACCUUAUUCGUUUUAUCAUUAUUGUAUACUGAUUAAUAUAAUGACAUAUCAACUUUUGGAAACUCCUUAAUACAUAUCAGUAAUUUUAAUCGUGUUUUUAAUAAAUAGUUAUUUGCUUUUUUAUUUAGUAAAGUCUACUUAACCAUUUCAUAAUAAAAAUAUAUAAACCUUAUGGGUUAUAAUAACUGCACUAAAUUUUUGGACAUCAUUUAUGCUCACCUUUGCUGCUAUACUGGAGGGCUACUACUUCAGAAAGUCUUUAUAUGCAUGGCUAAUUGGUAUUCCAUUUCUUACGAUAAUCAUAAUAAGAGAACCAUCUGAGUAAGUAGACUUAUUUGCAGCUAAUAUUCAUCCUCAUGAGAGUGGAGAUCACAUAAUUUAACUAUGCGAAUACUUGUUAAAUAUGAUUCAGAAUGCACAUAAUGAUCAUUAUAUUUAAUUAGAACUAGAUGCUUAUAUUGAAGUACAUAAAAAUGCUUGUCCAAAACAAGAUUGCGUUCUCAAAGCUCGUAAAUAAACAGAAAAAAAGAAAUCUACAAGAUAAGGUAAUCAAAUUUUGUUGGAUGUAAUCAAUCAAAUAUUUUUUUAUGGUAUUAAGAAUUUUCCAACAGACAUUCAUUUAAGACUCCAUUAUGCUUACUUUUUAAUGGAUUACUUGAAACUAAAGUAGUUAGCAUUAACUGAAUUGUAAUAGGCUGAAUAAAGCAAUGUUAGUUUUGAUUUUUCAUUUAUUAUCUUUAGAUUUAAGAAGAUAAUUGAAGAAGAAUUGCAAUAAUAAUAGUAAGAAAGUUCAAUUCAUUUGGAUGUUUCAAAUGAAAUGACUUUUUUAGCUUAAAGUAAAUAGUUAAUGAAUAUGGUUGAAAGAACUGCAUUAUUAUUUAUAGACUUUUGGUCUUAAUUGCAAGAGGAAAUGCCUGACACAGGGAAAUUGCUGUACUUGGGUACUAAGAUUCAAUAGUUUGCCUAAAUAGUAGAAGAUUAAUGGAAGAGAAUAAAGAAAUUGAAUUAAAAACAUAAAAAGUUAUACUUAUUGAUGGGUAAAUAUUAUAAGUAUGUUUGGAAUGAUGAAAUAAAGAGUUAAUAAAUGUUUGAGAUAGAAAAAAAUAAUAAGAAUUCAGAAUUUAAGGGACUUUACAUUUUGGAUGAAAUGGGGAAUUCAUCUCAAGCAAUUUUAGUUUGUCAAACUGAAGGAGAUCAAUUAGGAAUUAUAUAGUCAAUAAAUAAGGCAGCCUGUUCUUUAUUGGGUUAUACUAAAACAGAUCUUGUAGGUAGACAUUUAAAUAUAUUAUAACCAGAGAUGUAUGUUAUAAUUAUUUGAUUUUAGCUACUCAAAAUGGCAUACUACUAUAAUGACUAGAUUUCUUGAGAACAGUGAUCUCAACUAAAUACAAGAGGCAAAAGAAUAAGGAUGCAAAGUCAUUUUUGUAAAAAAUAAAGCUCAUUAUAUUAUUCAAUGUUUACUUUAAGUAAAGAUUAUUUAAACCUAAAAUCAAGAAGUCUACUUGAUGGCUUAAUUAAUAUAAGAUGUCUAAUUUAAACCUUAUUGUUACAUUUUAUGUUAAUCGAAUGGAUAAAUUGAGAACAUUAAUUCAAUGUGCAUCAAGGUUUUGGGGAUAGACAAUAAAAUCAUAGAAAUGAAGAGACUGAAUAUAAACGAUCUUUUCCCAAAUUUCAUGGAUAUCAAGGAAGAUUAUCAAACAAGAUAAGGUGAUAAAUUAGUAUACACACCUUCCUAAAGAUUAUCUAAGGAUUUGGACUUUAUCAAAUUUAGUUCUGAAAAUAUUUAGCUCGAUCUUCAUGAAUAAACAGUUUUUAACUGCUAGGUUACUGAAAUCAUGUUCAAUUCCUUGGCUUCUGAAAAUAUUGAGAACAGAGUGUUUGGAUAUAUAAUAAGACUGGAUUUGAUAAAGCCACAAAUAAAUGGUUUGUAAGUAGUAAAGAAAUAGUUGUAAUAACAAUAAUGGUUUAAAUUCAUACCUUAAAACAUUUAUUAAUUAGAGAAAGUAAACAUUACGGAUACUUUUGAUAACUCCGUUAAAUUUGACUCAAGUAUUAUUUGGGAGAGUGCAUAAAAGUAAUCUGACGACACUGUGACUUAAGAAUAAGUUAAAUAGUAGGAUGAAACCAAUGGAUUAGCUUAAGGGAUUAGAACUGUUCGUUUAUUGAGAGAUAAAUUAGUUGACAUUGAUGAUUAAUAACCAGAGGAAGAGGAUGAAGAAUCAUAAAAUAACUAAAUCAUAUUAGCAUAUUAAGAUGACUUAGACGAAGAACAAAGCGUUUUGUAAUUGAAUCAAAAUUACUCUUCUAAAUCUUUGAUUGAAACUGAAAUCAAAUAGUCAUUAUUACCCUCGAUUAAUAAAAAAAUGCAAAUACUAAUUAAUACAUUACUCUUGAUAAUAAUAAUCUGUAUAUUUACAGAAUACUUUUUGGGUACAAAACUUAAUGAGGAUCUUCAAAUGAAUAUCCCAUACUUGAGAUAAAAUAAUGAAAGAGUAGCAAUAUUUUUACUACUACAAUCUGUUCUCUAAGACUUAAAGUUUUUAAAUUAUGGUUUUUCACCAUUAUAAUAAAUACUUACAAAUAAUACAUUUGUUCAAAUAUAAAGAAACAAUUUCAAAAUUAAUUUAGCAUAAAUUCAAGAGUUAUAAUUAAAUUUAUCUUUAGCCGAAGUAACUUUUAUUUAAGAAUACGAAUAUUAUGAAACUUAAUUUAAAAGUUUAAAUGUGCAAAUGAAAAACUAUUAUGGUGAUUUAUAAAAUUAUACUUUAUCAGAGACUAUAGAGUAGUUGAUUUCUGUAGCCAUCAAAUUGAACAAUUCAGACUUAACUGAAUUUAAUGAUCAAAAUCCUUUAAUAUUUUACUUUGAAUAUAAUUCAUACAAUUCUUUGGCCCUUGCUUAACACAUAUCCUAAAAUUAUUAUUAUUACAAUAUACUCUCAAAGUCAUCACUAAUAGAUAGGAGUGUCAAUACUUUCCUAAUCAUUGUUUCCUUUAUGACAUUCAUUUUGUAAUUAUUUCACAAAUAUUUUUAGAUUUUUGGCUUCAUUAUGUUACUUCUAUCAAAUUUAUCAUAAUAAACUUGAAAUCAUUUAAUUGUUUUUGGAUAUUAAAGAAAAUCAAAUUAAAUAGAUAUAUAACAAUUGUGAAUUGUUUUUGACAGAUCUGUAAAUCGGAGAUGAUGAUGUACUAUAUUAUUAAUUUAAUUAGCUAAUAUCUGAAGCCGAAGAGAAACCUGUUGAAAAGGGUGAUGAGGCGGCAGUGUUAAAUUUUAGACCAAAAAGAAGGAAACAUAAGGACUCUAGUAAAGAAUUUUAGAACUAAUUGUUCAUUUCAUUCAUAUUGAAUUUGCUUAUUUUCUUUUACUUCCUAUUUUUAGAAUUUUAAGUGGAAAUCGUGGUCAGUUAAGUUCAAAGGAUAUUGCCUGUUUUAAAUCUUACUAGUUCAGCAGAAGUCUUUAAUAGAUUUGCUGAUAAUGCUUUAAGAUAAUUUAUUUACGAUCCCAGUUAUUUGAUCUAUAAUAAUAAUGGUAUUGAUGAAUUGAGAAAGAUAACCGUAUAAUUAUAUGAUAUUGAUGCCGAAAUACAUCAACUACACACAGACACUUGGGAUCUAUUCGAAGACAAAUACAAAACUGCAUUUUAUGAUAUUUUUAUUAAUAACCCAUGCUCCAUUAUUGCAUCUAUUGAAAGCACUGUUACUGAACCUGUAUGUAAUUCAUUUUAUGGUGGAAUAAUUCAGAAUGGAUUGUCGAUAGGGAUAACCAAAUUUGUUGAAGAUUUGAGACAAACAAUUCAAAACUUUGAACAUCGCAACAGCAGUCAGAAACAAGUAUUUUAUAUGACUGACGAUCCAGACUUGAACACUCGAAUGAAUUUGAUCAAUACUAUUUCAGUCACAUCGAUGAGAAGAAUGUAAAAAAUAUUUAUAAGGGCAUGCUAUCGAUAUUUAAUUUCAAUUAUGGAAUAAACUAUCUUAGAACAUUUUGACUAGACAGAUAUUCUAAGAUUGGCAGUAUUCUUAUGUAUAAACAUUCUUCUGUUAAUUGGCGUAACUUUUGUAUGGAUACCUGUUUAAUUAAAGAAUAAUUAAGAUAUUUUGAAUACUCGUUUAUUGAUUCUAAUGAUACCAUUAGAUUUAAUCUUAAGGUAACUUUAGUAUAUUUAUUAAUAAUAGAAUCAAAUCCAUUAAAAAUUAUCUAAGAAAUAAAAUUUAUCAUUGA